This is a messenger RNA of Egretta garzetta (little egret), 498 nucleotides long. RefSeq names its product tripartite motif-containing protein 10-like. The transcript has 2 exons. Lineage: Eukaryota; Metazoa; Chordata; Aves; Pelecaniformes; Ardeidae. The coding region runs from base 16 to 483 and encodes 155 amino acids. The record is from RefSeq and is a predicted model, not a curated record.
AAAUAAAACCAGUUGAUGAAGUUUGGAGGAAAUAUCCCACCAUCCCUUUCCUCCAUAUUCCUGACCCCAAAUAGGAAGGAUUCCCAACAGAUCUCCUCUUUCUCCUUCCAGGAGGUGCCACAGGAGCAUUUGAGCUCCCUGAGGAAAGGGCGUGAAGAAGCCAAGGCUGAGAGGGAGAGGCAGAGCGAAGAUUUGCUGAAGCAGACAGAAGUGGAGAGGCAGAAGAUUGUGGCCGAGUGCAAGGAGCUCCGGGGCUUCCUGGAAGAGAAGGAGCAGCUCCUGCUGUCCCGUCUGGAGGAGCUAGACAGAGACAUCGUCAAGAGGAGAGAUGAGAGCGUCUCCCGGCUCUCCGAGGAGAUUGCCCAGCUCGAUAAGCUGCUGGGCGAGCAGGGAGGAGAAAAUGGCCCAGGAAACCAGUCGGGGCAGGUGAGAUUCCUGGCCUGUGUCCUCCCAGCCUGGAGGUUAUGGUGUGGCCGGGUGUAAGUGUAAAACCCGGGA